Messenger RNA from Gigantopelta aegis, 2400 nucleotides. Its product is annotated as sulfotransferase 1C2-like. Gene Ontology annotation, cellular component: cytoplasm. The record is from RefSeq and is a predicted model, not a curated record. Gene Ontology annotation, molecular function: sulfotransferase activity. The transcript has 5 exons. Lineage: Eukaryota; Metazoa; Mollusca; Gastropoda; Neomphalida; Peltospiridae. Bases 119 to 1006 code for a protein of 295 amino acids. Gene Ontology annotation, biological process: sulfation.
UCACUUCUGUCAAUAAUCACAGUCAAACAGCAGACUACUUGCGCGGUCAAAUUUCCGGAUUGAGAAGAUAACUGUAAUCUGAGGCCAUUAGACGGGCGCUGACAUUUGUUCAACAGUCAUGGCUUUGUAUGACUUGGUCGAUGACAGUGGGAACGUGUUUCGUGUCAGACGAGUGGGUUCCCGCUUCUUCAAACCCUCGCGGCAGGACUUCAACGAGGAAGAGUUCGUAACACAUAUCCAGAGUAUCCGAUCUCUCCCCACUUCCAGCGAUGACGUGUUUAUCUGCUCCUAUCCCAAGUGCGGUACUCAUUGGGUUUAUGACAUCUGCCAAAUGCUCGAGUCCAAGGAUGUAGCCAAAAAUCCUUUACGCAUCUUCGAGUUCCCGAGAGAAGGUGGUUUUGAAUCGCCCGUUACUGUCGGCUCUCACUUAUACCCACAUGAAUUACCAGACGACAUUCUCAAGAAGAAAUCCAGACUUAUCCGAGUGUGCAGAAAUCCAAAAGAUGUCGCUGUGUCCUAUUAUUUCUUCAUUGGUGAAAAUUCCACCAAUGACCUCUUUCCAUACAAAGGAAACUGGAGUGAUUUCUUUCAACUCUUUAUAGAAGGAAGAUUAACGUACAAUUCGUACUUCGACUAUAUUGACAUUUGGAGUGCAUUCGAGCAGGAGCAUCCAGGCUUCGUUCACGUCGUGUUCUACGAACAUUUACACAAAGAUCCGGCACGUGAAAUUCGUAGAUUGGGUAAAUUCCUUGGUGUGGAUCCGUCACUACUUGAGGAUACUGUCUUCAUUGAAGAUAUCGUAAAGACGUGUUGUUUCCAAAAUAUUAAGGACUUGAAAAAAAUCAAACAUCCAGGAGAAUACCGUUUGUUUGUAGACCGCCUUUGGAGAAAAGGUGAAGUGGGAGAUUGGAAGAACUACUUCACCGUGGCUCAGAACGAGGCUAUGGACCGUGUUAUACAACAGCGUCUUCAGCACCACGACAUUUCGUUUAUUUACGAGUUAUGAAAUACUUCUACAGUCCUUUUGCGUCAAAAGGGAACCGAUAAAUUGGCAUAUAUUUUAUAAUUUAUCAAGGUAAAAAUUUUAGUCUAAAAAAAAGGUAUAUAAGUUGGUAUGGGCUUUUUCUUCUUCUUCUUCUUCUUGUCCACUCUAAUCAUGACUGUCGAUGUUGUUUUCCGACUUAAAACGAUUCUACACGAUAUCAGGGUGAACUGGGUAGUUUUCUUAUGGUGUUCUUGUUACUCCGAUUUCUUAUUACUCCGAUGGAUGACCCGUCAGUAUAUGCCUGUACGCACUCCUCUUCUGGGUAUGAGUAUGCCAGGUGGGCCAGGGUCAAUGCUUUGUUGAAGAUUGUGCUCUGUUCACGUUUUCCAUUUAUACCUGGAAUACGGUUUAAAACUCAACAAUAUGUUUUAAUAUAAGUUUUAACAUUAUUCAUUGUAGACUUAUAUGCCAAUUCGUCGGUUCCCUUUUGACGCAAAGGGACUAUAGGUUUGUUCUUGUUUUAUUUUACUCCGUGGCUGAUUAUAUCAUACAUAAAUAACUAAGUGAUUUGAGUAUAAUUCUGGGAUAACGUAAUUUAAUCAGAGACGUAUUUGAGUAGUUGGCGCCUCCCUCCCCCUCACCGCCACGCCUUCAAAAUCAUUGUGUCUUUUUGUUAUUUUUUAAUAAUAAUAAUAAUUGUUGUUAUUAUUAUUAUACAAAUAGCUAAAUAAAAGCAUAUACAUGUAUAAUAAAAAAUUAUUAAGGUAGAGGCAGGGCAAUUACAUCAUCUUUAAUUUUACAGAAAAAGAAAAUCACAUUAAAAACAUUACAGUCAUUAAUUGGGUCAUUGAACUUUGCAUGCCAAGUGGUAAAACCAGGUCGGGCUUUUAUUAGGCGCAUGAUUGAUGCAACAAGAGGGGUUACAAAACCACACCACAAUAUCCGGGUUACUCAAGGUAUCAAGGCUGACUUGGACCUAUGGUUAGGCUUCUUGAAAUACUACAAUGGGGUCACUGUCAUGCCUGAUUUGUUCUGGACAAGUAGUGACUCGCUGGAAUUUUUCACUGAUAGUGCGGGAGGGAGAGAAAAGGGAUUUGGUGUUUACUUCCGGGGUCAUUGGGCAUAUGGAUCUUGGCCUACGGAAUGGUGGAAAAUGGGGCUGCUUCGAAACAUAACAUUUUUGGAACUCUUCCCAGUGGUUGUAGCAGUAACAAUUUGGGGCAACAGGCUGCAGAACAAAAAGUUGCUAUUUCACAUUGACAAUGAGGCAGUAGUAGUUGUGAUCAAUAAGAAAACGUCUAAAUGUGCCAUGGUAAUGACAUUAUUAAGGAAAUUGGUCCUGAUAACUUUGCAAAAGAACAUUUUGUUAAAAGCCGUACACAUUGCGGGAAAAAAAAGAAUGUAAUAGCAGAUGC